Messenger RNA from Aspergillus terreus NIH2624, 681 nucleotides. RefSeq names its product DsbA family oxidoreductase. Bases 1 to 681 code for a protein of 226 amino acids. Gene Ontology annotation, molecular function: oxidoreductase activity. NCBI's taxonomy places the organism in Eukaryota, Fungi, Ascomycota, Eurotiomycetes, Eurotiales, Aspergillaceae. The transcript has 2 exons. The record is from RefSeq and is a predicted model, not a curated record.
AUGACACACUUCAACAUCCAAAUCAUCUCCGACACCGUCUGCCCGUGGUGCUACGUCGGCUUCCGCCGGCUCUCCCGCGCCAUAACCACCCACAAAACCACCCACCCAGCAGACACCUUCACCCUGACCUGGCACGCCUUCUAUCUGAACCCGCAGUCGCCCGCCUACCCAGGCGUCGAUAAGCACGCCUUCUACGCAUCCAAAUUCGGCGGCGAGCGCACGGCCGCCAUCUUCGCGCGGCUCAGCGCCGUCGGCGAGUCCGAGGGCAUUGCGUUCCGCUUCGGCGGGCGCACGGGCAGCACGCGCGACUCGCACCGGUUGCUGUGGUAUGCGGGGUUGAAGGAGAAAGAAAGCGGGCCGGCAGCAGCGGGCGAGGAGAUUGGCGGGCUGCAGACGCGCGUGGCCGAGAGGCUGUUCCGGGCGUAUUUUGAGGAUGAGCAGAAUAUUACUGACCCCGCGGUGUUGCGGCAGGCGGCGGUUGCGGCGGGGUUGGAUGAGGCGGAGGUGGAUCGGGUGUUGAAGAGUGAGGAGGGAGGGGAGGAGGUCGAUGGGGAGGCGGAGAAGGCGAGGCGACAGCUUGUUACUGGGGUGCCGUAUUUUAUGAUCCAGGGACAGUAUGCCGUCGAGGGGGCGGAUGAGCCGGAGACGUUUCUGGAGAUCUUUCAGCGGUUGAAGGCGUGA